GUGUGUGUGGAUUGUUGGCAUAAUUCAGCACCCAAAUCUCAGAAUAAAAUGUUUGCAAUAUUCAAGAAAUCAGGCAUUUUCAUCACUGUGUGCUGGCAUGGCUUCCUACUCACCAUCUGUGACAUGGUUAUGAAAUACCCAAUUGCUUUGAUUAAGAAGCUGAUGGAGGUUUUCAGGAGCAAUAUCUUGUACAGGUAUGACAUAAAAUGUGCCUUUGAGAAGAUCCUGCUGUGCAGCACAAUUGGAGAUGAUGCCAAGAGGCUCAACGUGCAAGGAGUUGUUCCUGCAUUCCAUGGACAUGCCCACACUUGCCUCUGUCAGCUUCAACACCACUCCAAGUGCAAAGUCACUCUUGAUGAACACUUCUGUUUUGCUGAUAUGGACAGGUACACUGCAUUA
Suillus subaureus is the source of this 399-nucleotide messenger RNA. RefSeq lists its product as uncharacterized. The transcript has 3 exons. Lineage: Eukaryota; Fungi; Basidiomycota; Agaricomycetes; Boletales; Suillaceae. The record is from RefSeq and is a predicted model, not a curated record. The annotation marks the transcript as partial.